AGGAAAAGCAUGGCAGAAGCAGUGUCUCCACAAAAAAGACUGUUGUCACAAGAACACACCGAGGGAGUUGUCAAGAAAAGCAAGGCAGACUCUCCCAACUCCUCACUGAAUAGCGAAUAUCUUCAAAGCAAGCUGUCCUCUGUCAUUAAUCAGCUCAAUCAGGAUAGAGAAAAUGAUCAGACUGUUAUUGAUGAGAUGAAAACGAGAUACGAGGAACUGUGCGCCAGUCAGAUGGACCGCCUUAAUGACAAGUUACAAACCGCAUAUAAAGACAGUGAAGAUCCAGUAAAUCAGAGGAUUGAGAUACUGAACAGCCGCUUUGAGACUAUCAGACAACUAGAAGCUGAUAUCGACCAGUUCAAGACAAUGUUGGGAAAGCUUCACAGUGACCUCGCUGUGUAGAAAAAUUAUACAUGGGGGAUCACAUUGCUGCCAUCGCUAUUUAUCAUCAUGAACAUUCCAAAAAGCUGAUGUUAAGAAUGGUUGUGACCUUCUUUCUCUUCUAGAUUCCCGCUUUUUGGCUUCGAUGUUUUGACUGUUUCGUUGAAUGUUAUUAGAAGUAAAGUAUUCUUGUGGCAUGCGCAUGGCUUCAGAAAUAUUAUGGGGCAUGCGCUGACCCAAACUCUGGAUAAGAAUUACAUGUUAAUUAUUUCGACAGUGAAUUUCAUGCCGAUAGUUGGGUUAUCUUAAAAUCGAGGUUGCACAAAUUAAUUUUGUACAUUAUUUCUAAAUUAUUUGCUAAUUCGUUAUUUCUAAUUUUUCAUAUAACAUUGUAUAUUUUGAACUGUGUUACAAAAGAAAGUUCAACAAUAAUUUUAAUUUGUAUCUGUUAUUUCAUUUUGAAACAGAAUUUUUCUAUGAAUCUAUUUUAAGAAUGUAUUUCUAAAUUGUUAAUUUAUUUCUAAAUAAUUAUGAACAGAAAUUACGAAGUUUCAUUGUGUCUAAAUUGCAACUUUUCCUUUAACUGUUCUUUACUGCUCAUUUACCUAGCAUUACAUCUACCAGUUUUAAGUUAUUUAAUGAUUCAUCUUACACCUCCGUUAAUUUAUUAACUAAUCAGCUAAUUAAAUAAGUGCACUAUGUGAAGAUGAGCAGCAGCUAUUGGUUAGACGAUAUAAUCCUCCCUAAAAAGGGAAAAGAAGUGAAACCAGCUGAGUAUGCUUUCUCAACAGACACUGUCAUUCUCAAUGAGGCGGAUCAAAAGAGCUACAUGUUAGAUUGUGAUGAGAGCACUACAUUACAACUACAAAUAGAAACAGCAGAAGGGCCCCGUGUUAUACCAAUAUCUGGCCAACACAUCAUCACUACAGCUGAUGGCCAGCAGUUCCUUUCAGGAGGAGUAUUACCAGAGGAACAGCCAGGUUACCUUCACACGGUUGAAGGAGGACAGACGUUCAUCCUCAGCACCGAACAAGGAGGACAGCAAAUAUACCAAGACAGUUCGGGGCAGCAAUAUAUUAUCUGCGAUGUCGCUAGUACAGAACAAACGCAGCCAGCAGCACCGAUACAAUCUACAGAGGAUGGAUACACUAACAUCGAUAGUUUUAUAUCUAAAGCAGAUCCACAGACUGACAACUCCAAACCUCUUGUUAAACUGCCAAGCGGACAAGAUGGAGAAUAUAUUACUUACGAGGUAGACUGUCAGCUGGAAGAAGGUUCAGAACCUCUGACAGAUAAGAACAUUCUAGAUCAAGACAAGCUAGCUAACUUACUAAACGUGUUGCAGACUGGUGAACAUGGUCAGGCUCUGUCUAACGCUGAUCUCUUCAUACUGGCACCUCCUGAACAUCAGCAGAACGAAAGCAUCGUACCGGACUUCAACAAACCAGAGAAGAACCAAUACAGUGCGGAUACAGGUGACAUCAUCACAAACUUAAAACCAGAAGCUGAAGCCAUGGCCCCCACAAAAUAUGUGGCUGUCAAGAUGAAAAAAAGUGAUUUGACUGUGAAUAACGGCGCUGCUGCUACCAGCAGUAAUAAAUCAAGUGACAAGGAGUGUGUCAUAAAGAACAGCCACAAGAAAAGUAACCGGAAGAUAACAGAUUACAGUGAUGGAUUUGUCAAAACUCGACCAGCAGAAGACACUAAAGCGGAUUGGGAGUAUUCGGUUUGGUCAGGGGCCGGAGCUCAGCCAGCACCCUCAGUCAAGAGAAAACGUGGUGCUCCGAAGAAAGAAAGAAGUGACGUGAAACAAAGCAAACUUGAACAGACGACAUUGGACGUGGGCCAGAAAGUGGAGCCUACACAGUGUACCCAGUGUGGAAUGGUGUACAAUCACACUGUUGCUGACGACGAACAGAAUCACAACAAGUACCACAAGAGAUUCCUGAAAGCUAGCUCGUUUUCCGGCUGGAAAACGGAGCGGGUGGUAGAAGAGUAUCACGACGGUAGAAUAAUCCUGGUUAAUCAGCAUGAUCCAAAAUCUCACGUUAAAAAGAUGGAAGAAGUCAGAGAGGUAGUCGACAUUGACCUGGGUAUAACGGACAGGAACCAACCUCCUGUACCAGGAAAAGAGCUACAGGCGUUCCUCUACAUCUCCAACGCUAAUAAAGUUAUCGCUUCCGCUUUUGUGGAACAUAUCGAGAAGGGUUACCCCUGCGUGUCUGCACAUGAAACUGAUGAUUCUGGUAAAGCACCAUUACUCAAAUCGGACGACGCUCCAAUGAAAGCUGUGUGCGGUAUCAGUCGACUUUGGGUCUUCAAGCAGUGUAGGAGAAAGAAAAUCGCUUCUAGACUAAUGGACUGUGUCAGGGCAAACUUUGUGUUCGGUUGCACGAUAUCCAAAGUGAAGAUCGCGUUUAGUGACCCUACAGAGAACGGCAGACUAUUCGCUCAGACAUACUGCGGCACUGCCAACUUCCUUAUCUACAGAUGAUCUGAAAUAGUCUUUAAAGGAUCUGGAUAUUACACGUGAUUGUUUUCCUAUGCAAUCCAAGACACUAGAGUUAUUCCUGUGAUCGAUGCUAAAACGAAACUUGACUGUGCAACAGUUGGUUAUGGAGUACCUGCAAAUUGUUUUCGACCUUUCAAUUUGAUCACUACUGUCAUUAAUUCACUAUCUCUUAAAUUAACUGUUGCUUUAAUCAGGUUUUCAGCAUUUUAUCUUCGGAGUUUAACCCCCAUCACCAAUGUAUUAUGUUCAAUGGGUUUUCUUCAACCAUAUCGCUCAAGUUGUUGAAGUUGGUGAGCGGAACAAAAAGCAUGUUAAUUCGGACUACUUCUUUAUUCAAAGUGUAUAACGAGUUGAGUAUUUAUAAUUAAAUUGUAUUGCUAUUGUGUAAAAGUAUUAGUUACUCAGUUAACUAUUAUUGAAGUUUAA
This is a messenger RNA of Bolinopsis microptera, 3319 nucleotides long. RefSeq names its product N-acetyltransferase ESCO1-like. The transcript has 14 exons. Gene Ontology annotation, cellular component: nucleus; chromatin. Bases 1088 to 2875 code for a protein of 595 amino acids. Gene Ontology annotation, molecular function: protein-lysine-acetyltransferase activity. Lineage: Eukaryota; Metazoa; Ctenophora; Tentaculata; Lobata; Bolinopsidae. Gene Ontology annotation, biological process: mitotic sister chromatid cohesion. The record is from RefSeq and is a predicted model, not a curated record.